Molecule: messenger RNA, 5295 nt
Organism: Thunnus maccoyii (southern bluefin tuna)
Lineage: Eukaryota; Metazoa; Chordata; Actinopteri; Scombriformes; Scombridae
Gene: ctif
Product: CBP80/20-dependent translation initiation factor
Exons: 15
Coding region: 264-2441 (725 amino acids)
Biological process (GO): regulation of translational initiation
Cellular component (GO): cytosol
Molecular function (GO): RNA binding; translation activator activity; protein binding
Source: RefSeq, a predicted model, not a curated record
GUGUCAAUGCUGCCAGCAAACCGGACUGAACGUCACAUUCCUGCAUUCCCUUUUUCCUCCGUCUGGGACGUCGGAGUCACAACUACAUAGCUAACGUUAAUCCUCUUCCCCACCUUUCUUUUUGGGAAACACGCCCAUGACACGGCGGCCUUGAGCUCAGGAGGUGAUCCCGGGUUCACCAGGAGUCAGAAUCUCACUUGGGGUCACUUUCCUCCUUCCCUUCCCCUCCUCCCCUCCUCCCAUCCAUCACAGCGCAGGUUGCCAUGGAGAACUCUUCAGUGGCGUCUGCAUCGUCUGAGGCCGGGAGCACACGGUCGCAGGAGAUCGAAGAAUUAGAGCGCUUCAUCGACAGCUAUGUGCUGGAGUAUCAAGUGCAGGGGCUUCUGGGAGACAAGGCAGAUGGAGACUUGGACUUGGACAAUGGUGGCAAGGUGCCACAGUGGACAGAUGACUGCAUCGACAAGAAAGAUGGCAGCUGGACAUCUUCACGGGGGAGAGGCUCAUUCAAGCCAGACGAGUGGGAACACAGCAGCAACGGCAGUACAGGUUCCAGGCCGAGUUCAGGGUCCAGACCAGGUUCUGGCUCCCGCUCUGGCAGCAGGGGCCGAAACAACCAGUUCAAAGGCCCAGCUAAGAACGGGAACAGAGACGGUUCCUUUGACAUCCUGGGGACAGAUAUAUGGGCUGCUAACACAAUGGACUCAUACGGAGGUGCAGGUUGGGACGUGCAGCCAGAGAAGCUGGACUUCAGCCAUUUCCACAGGAAACACUUCAGAGGCAUGCCAAAGCACCUGCCACACAUUGACAGAGAGGGGAUGAACAAAAACAAGUUUGAGGAAGAUGAUGGCAUAGACAUGAAUGACAUAGAAAGGUUCCUGCCCCAUCUGCGCUCUGUCUUCCCACCCCUUCCUAACGAGGCUGAGAUCGCACACACCAAAAAGCUCUUCCGACGCAGGAGGAAUGACCGACGAGUGGUUGAUCAAUUCACCCGAGACCAGUUAACCAUACUUCUGCCUACUGGCCCAGGGGGAAUGCGGCAAGUCUCAGCCAGCUUGUCAAGCCCAGAGCCAGUACAGCAAAAGGGACAGAGCUAUGCAGGACAGGAAAACACAGCCACGCUGUGCAUCCACAUGAGACAGCAGCGGCCUCAAGGAGGAGGAGGAGGAGGAGGCAAGAACCAGUCUCUGCUGAUACAACAGCAGUCACCGCCGCAUCAGAGGGAUCAAACCCAACAACAGUCCCCAAACCAACAGCAGCAGACUUUGACAGAAGUGGGAGAUAACAGAAACAAUAGCGCUGGCCGGCCGCCUCGCCAGUAUCAAGGGGGACAUGGGCAGCGCCAAGGAGGACCCCCGCACCACGGAUACAGCCAGAACCGGCGCUGGCAUCACAAUCAGAAAGGUCAGGGGCAUGGACAGACAAAUCCCACAUGCGAUAAAGGAUUACCCCCAAGAACAACCAAAGACAAAGAGACUGAGAAUGUAAAAGUGGGCAACGAGCAGUUCAGACCAACAGAGGAGCCUCAAGACAGCAGUAGAAGUCCCAAUGAAUCGCCCAAAUCCGAGUCAACAUUCAACACAACGGCUUUCCCAGAUCUGACAGUUAACCCACCAGGAAGUGGUAAGGCAAGCGAGGGCCACUCGAAGCAGCCCAAAAUCAGCUUGCUUCAGUCGUCAAAGGAGAGGCUGAGGAGGAGACUAAAGGACAAGGAGGAGGCACGCGUGCAGGCGUCGGGCUCCGGAUCGCAGAACAUGGACCGGUUGGUGGAUCUCCUCAACAGCAUGAGGAGCAACAGCAGCGGCGUGGAGCAGCAGCUGGCCUCUUUCAUGGAAGAGGCGCAGUGCUCGGCGCGGUCCGAGGAAACCCUCGCUCAGGUGGUCAGCACAAUCUACUCCAAGGCCGUGUCAGACAGGAGCUUCGCCGCCACGGCAGCCAAGCUCUGUGAAAAAAUGGCGUUGUUCAUGGUGGAGGGGACCAAGUUCAGAUCGCUGCUCCUCAACAUGCUGCAGAGGGACUUUGCACGUCGUGACGAGCUCCAGCAGUCAGACGUGGAGAGGUGGUUAGGUUUCAUCACCUUCCUGUGCGAGGUGUUUGGGACCAUGAGGAGCAGCUCCGGGGAGCCUUUCAGGGUGCUGGUCUGUCCCAUCUACACCUGCCUACGAGAGCUGUUAGAGUCCACAGAUGUCAAGGAGGAUGCAGUCCUCUGCUGUUCUAUGGAGCUGCAGAGCACGGGGCGUCUCCUGGAAGAACAGCUUCCAGAGAUGAUGACGGAGCUCCUAGCGGCCGUCAGGGACAAGAUGCUUUGCCCGGCCGAAUCCCAGCUGACCCGCUCGCUCCUCAUGGAGGUCAUCGAGCUGCACGCACACCGCUGGAGCCCCCUGGAGGCUCUCACCACCCAAUACUACAACCGUACCAUCCAAAAGCUUACCACCACUGCCUAGGCCCCCCCAAACCCCCCCCUCUGCCUGGGAGGAGAGGAGACAGCCCCGAGGGAAAAAUUCUCUUCUAGUUUACCCAUAACACAAGAAUUUAAGAAUAACUUUUCCUGCCUAAAUAAAUACAUGCUUUAAGUUAUUAUUGAACUUAAUCGUACAACUCAAUCGUUUCUCAAAGAUAGGCGACCACACUAGCCACCAAACGGGUCAACCCCCGAGCCAUCAAGGCAACACUACAUGUGGCGUUCAAACAAUGAAAGCCUACUUGACACAGAUUUGAGAAAACACUAAUAGACGGCCAGUAGGGGCGUGCUUGGCCACACAAGAGUCCAGCAGCUCGCCCGGCUGUGGCUGCUGAGGGAUAAAGGAGGGAACAGACAAGAGAGGGGUCACGCAGGGGAGAGGAGGAGAGGGCAGCAGCCUGUCCGUAGGGAAUAGAGAGAUCUGUACCCAAAGAUGAAUUGGGGGGGCGGCGAGGGGGGUAGUCAGUGUCAGUCUCUUCAUUGUGUUCGUUUGCCCACCACCCUCCCUUCUCUCUGUCUCUCCGUCAGCCCCUGGGGUCUGAGUGGCUGAUAAAAGAGAGAGGAGGAGGAGGAGGAGGAGGAGGAGGCAGGGAGUAGACACGGUGCUGUCUGUCUGGGCCGUCUGCCCCGCCGGGCCAGGGACCAGGUCAAAGGGCCUCGCUGUGGGGCUCCCACUGCUCCUCCCCGUCUUUGUCUCCCCCAACUCACCACAUCUCUCUCUCUCUCCACCCCCCCACCCACCCCCAGCAGGAAGCCUUUUUGUGGGGAUGAGACAGCGGGCCUGCUGGGCCAGGCUGGGCUCAGGAUAAAGGAUCAGGCUGGCUAGAGUAGGGUGGCAGAUGGCCGCUUGAGCCCUUGUGAGACGACACACUCCCAACACACACCCCUCUAGCACCCCAGCGCCCUGCUCCCCGAGCUCGGGGGCCGGUGUUCGCAAUAGAAUCAGUAGAAAUAUUGCGGUGGUGGUGGUGGGGGGGGGGGGGGGGGAGCAGCAUUAGAUUUAAUUCUUUUGUUUUUGUCCUACAGGGGAAUGUCUCUUCUCUUCUGUUAAGCCGUGCAUGUCCAUGCUUUGUUAACCACAUCAAUGAUAUUAUUUUUUUAAUCAUUUAUUGUUUUUAUUAUUGUUGUCGUCGUUUCAUUUUGAAGUCUUGUUUUUAUGAUAAAAAUGUACGUAUGAGAUGUUAUAGUGGUAGGCCUUAUUGCACAGGUUUGAGUUGUUUGCACUGUUUUGAGGCAAUUUGCUUUAAAAUUUCAAAAAAAAAGAAUUGAAUUUGAAUCAGUGCUUGUGGAUUAAUAUUAAAAAAUCUCAGUAGUGAGAGAAGUGGGUUGAGCAUAGCGAGGGGUUUUAGGAUGUUUUAAUGGACUAGUGGCCUUGUCAAUUAUCCAUUUUUAUAGGAGCUCUCAUGUUUCGGGGGGCCUGUGGCAGCGGAGGACAUACUGAGGACUUUAACGGUUAUUCACAUCAUUCUGUUGCUGAAUUUAAAAAAAAAACAACAAAAUACACAUUUGAAGAGGAAAAAAGGUGAUGUGACAACAAAAAAAAAAGAGAGCAUGGCUCAUAGAGAAAAGAAAACAGAAGUGAAAGGCUUCUUAAAGAUUUUCUCCUACUCAAGCCAUUCUUUGCAGUGGACGUUUUGCAAGUGUUUAAUAUCGACUGUAUUUGAUCUUGCUUUGUUUUUGAGAAAAAUGACAACUAUUAACCUGUGUAUUUGAAGAUGACAAUGAAAAAGAAGAAAAUCUUAUUGUAUGACCUCAUUAGCUAGUCAUAUGUGACCCUUAUUCCAGCUAACGUGUGUACUAUAAUAUUGACGUACCAAGCCAAUCAUGUACCAUUUGUAAAUGGGCUCUAUAUAUAAUCCGCAUACAGUAUAUUUACAAGUAUUUAAAAAAAAAAAACCAUUGUGAUCGAGCUGUCGGAGGGGAAUAGUGCAACAGAAAUGUUACACAUACUGUAGGAAGACUGUGGUUGUGUGGCUAUCAGGAAUUAGCUCGUUGUUCGGAAGUAGUCAGACAUACACACACACACGCGCGAACAUGAACAUAUGCACAUGCAUACAAAUAGUUAGUUUUCCCAUUGAAUCUCUGUGGGCAGUUUUAAGUGUUUUUUAUAUUAUUUUCUCUGUCUUGCAUCAAGAAUUAAGAUCCUGUGUGGUAGAAACACAUCACAGAAGGUUAGUUAGAUGAAAAGGGUGAUUUCAAACUCACUAAUGUUUUUGCAGGUGCAGCCUAAUCGUCUGUAAAGAGUGUGUCUGCUCAAGAAGUGAUUUGUUUCAUUGUUGUUUUUUUUUUUGUCUUUUGUUGUCGUUAUUUUAUUUCUAGGGCUCUAUUUAAAUUAUAUUUAGCUCAUUUAUAUAUAAUUUCCUCUUCUGGUGGGGUUUUCCAGACAUCUGAAACAGUUGUGAUACCUAGCUUGCUGGCAAGUGUGUAAGUGUGGUAUUACUGUGUUUUAGUUUAUGAAAAAGGAAAAAAAAAAAAAAGUUACCCAUCGGUCAGUUUGCAUUAUGCAAAGAGCGGCUCGCUCUCACAGCAGAUGGGGGCAGGUGGGAUUUCCCCCCCCCCCUCUCCCCCUUCUCCCUCCUUGUCGUCGUCUGUGGCACUGGAGCCUCCCCACCCCGCGUGCCCUUAGACCCCUCUGCUCGGGUCACAUGACUCACUCGACAUUUGAAUGAGACGCACCUUCAUUUGCAUAUUCUCAUGAAUAUUGAAAAAAAAUAAACGAGGCUCCGGUCGGUGCACAGACAAAAGCUGUAGAUUCGCAAUAGUGGGUCAUCUGUGAGCUCUUGUUUGUUUUGUUUUUCUAAGCAACUGAAAAAUAAACUAACAGGAAAAAGAUGUGA